GGAGAGACCACGAAGUUGGUGUAGGAUCUCCUGUUCAUCAAUAUCCGAAGGCAAAAUAAGAUGCCUGACUAAGCCUUAGUGCCUGAGUUCGUUGAAUUUUGCCUGGCAUUUGAACCUGAACGACGCAGAUUUCCAAUGACGGAUUUCUAAGCGCAAUAAUAUCUCCAUAAUUAUUUUCCCAUGAACAAGCAGAGCUUAUGACAGUUUAAGUUCUCCUAGGUUCUCCUACGCUCGUUCUAGAGUUACUUUGGAAGUCUCAUUACUUUUAUUUGCUUUGUUCAAUUUCCCUCAUGGCAUCCCAUCAUAAUGAACGACCAGAAGAGGAGGAGUUUGAGGAAGAGAUCCUAGAAGAAGAUGAUGCAGCCGAGGAGAUUGAUAACCAGGACGAUGAUGUUCCGAUGGAUUCGGACUACGAUGAUGAAGAGGAGGUGAUAAUCUUGCAGAAUGACAGCGUCGCCCAUUUUGAUAGGCACACUGACUCGGUCUUCUCAAUUACGUCACAUCCCCGUCUCCCCAAUAUCAUCGCAACCGGUGGCGGCGACGACGUAGGAUACGUGUUCGACAGUGCCGUACAAUCACCAGUACUACCGGCCUCCUACUCCACGCCUCCCCAAGAACCGGAACGACAGAGUAUCGAGGCACUGGCAAAACUCGACGGCCACUCGGACUCCAUCUGCGCCAUCGCCUUCACGCAGCCGGCCGGACAAUAUCUUGUCACAGGCGGGCUCGACGGGCGGCUACGGGUAUGGAAAGGAAGUAACGACGGCCGGCAAUGGAAGCCCCACGCUGCCGCUCAAGAGGUGGAAGAAAUCAACUGGAUCGCGACCUCGAAACUCACGUCCCAACCGAACGCCUUCGCUGUUGGCGCCUCCGACGGCAGCGUCUGGGUCUACCAAGUCUGCGAAGGCGCCUCGAACGACGAGAAAUUGGUUCCGAUCCAAACCUACUUCCCCCCCGCCUCCGCUAGCAGCACGGCCGGCGCGUGGUCGCCCUCGGGCGUCCUUCUCGCAACGGUGUCGGACGAUGGAUCGUUCAACGUCUACGAUCCGUUCGGCGAAGCCGCUGCCAAAGGACUCGUCCCGGCAUCCGGCCAGCAAUCGCUCGUUUCGCUCGGCCACGGGGACGAGCGCUUCCGAGUGGAGGGAGGGCUGUUCAGCGUCACGAUCGGACCCACGGGAUCGUUCGCGGCGAUGGGUGGCGCGGACGGUGAGAUCAAGGUGGUCGGGAUGCCGAGGCCGGCCACUCCAGGGGCGAAGGGGAAAGCCGGCGCGGCCAAUCCGGGUGGGCAACUCCUUGCGAGCUUGAACGUGCAGAAGGACAGCCUCGAUGAAACGCCCGCGGCGAGUAUCGAGAGCAUCGCGUUUGCGGCGCCGUCGGUGGGGUUGAUGGCCGCUGCGUGCGUCGAUGGGAGCAUCUCGGUCUUCGACACGUCGCGGAACUUUGCGCUGCGACGGUAUAUCCAAAACGCACAUGAUGGUGAGGCGGUCAUUUCGGUGAAGUUUGUGGGUGGUGGUGGGAAUGGGGAUUGGUUGCUCACCAGCUGUGGCUAUGACGGGGUUAUCAAACGGUGGAACCUCAGGGGUGGUGCGGCGGUGGGAGCUGGCGCGCAGUCGACGUCAGUGGAGGAUUUGAGGGAGAAGGGAUUAGUUGGCGAAUGGAAGGGGCAUAGAGGUGGUGGAGAGGGUGGAGGUGUGCUUGGGUUCGUCCAGCACGGGGAUAGGAGCGGGAAUUGGGUGGUUACCGCUGGCGAUGAUGGCGUAUCGUUGAUCUUCUUGACACCAGUCGGUUGAAGGGUCAAAUAAAGUUGAAUUGGGCAUCGAUUGAGGGCUGUAUCAAACGGGCGGGUUGUAUAUACAUGAGAUUAAUCCCCAAGCGGCACACGCUGCGUUAUGAACACUUCCACAUGGAGGAUAUCCCUCCUUCAGCAGCGCUACAGUGAACCUCAAC
This is a messenger RNA of Eremomyces bilateralis CBS 781.70, 1947 nucleotides long. Its product is annotated as WD40 repeat-like protein. Bases 291 to 1790 code for a protein of 499 amino acids. The record is from RefSeq and is a predicted model, not a curated record. Lineage: Eukaryota; Fungi; Ascomycota; Dothideomycetes; Eremomycetales; Eremomycetaceae. Gene Ontology annotation, molecular function: protein binding. The transcript is spliced from 2 exons.